Messenger RNA from Anoplophora glabripennis (Asian longhorned beetle), 1364 nucleotides. RefSeq lists its product as uncharacterized. The transcript is spliced from 5 exons. Bases 55 to 1221 code for a protein of 388 amino acids. The record is from RefSeq and is a predicted model, not a curated record. Lineage: Eukaryota; Metazoa; Arthropoda; Insecta; Coleoptera; Cerambycidae.
UUCACCGUCUAGGAGGUUGAGAUCUAACUCUACUAACACAAAAAAAUACAAAAAAUGAAGUUGUUCCUCGUAGUGUGUGCCUUCGCGGUCGUCAGCGCAGAGUACAUAACUCCCACCUACCAGGGCAGCGCGGUAGUUCAUGGUAGUCCAGUCGCCCCUGGUAGUUCAUACGUCACGCAAGCUUACUACCAUGGAGGCGCCAGCAGCAACUACGUUCAACCCGUGUACCAGCCUCAAGUACAAAACGGACCACAGCACGUGCCGGUGAUCAAAAAUGGCGUUCCCGUCGAUACACCUGAGGUGCAACAGGCCAGGGCCGAGCACUUCGCCCUGUAUGCUAAGGCCGCCGCGGCCGCCGAGGCUGCCAAGGCUACGACGGGUCAGAAGCAGUAUGAUGAUGGAAGUUACUAUCAACAGAGUCAGACCUACUACCCCACCGCAACCAAUCAGUACAGCCAGGCGCACGGCGGCAGCAGCAGCGGCAGCAGCUACAUUUAUCAAUCCGGUGGACAUUUAUCCAAUUCAGGUCCUUACCAAGCGGGACCUGUUGACACCGCCGACGUCCAACAGGCCAAGGCGGCACACUUCACCGCCCUGCAGAGAGCCGCCGUCCGCGCCGCCUCCACAGAACAUCACAGGUACAGGCGUAGCGCCGUUUGGGGCGCCCAACUUCAGCACGUACCCGUCAUCACUAAGGACGGAGUGCCCCAGGAAACGCCCGAGGUCCAGGUCGCCAAGGCACAGCACCUCAUCGCCCACGCCAACGCCAAGGCCGGACACUCCGAGUGGAGUCAGGCAUCUGCUGGCAACUACGGCGACAGUUCCUCUAUCUGGACCAACUACGAAACACCAGAAGUGAACAAAGUGCAAUAUUCCGUCAACCACGACUUCUACGGGGGGUGGACUGGACCCCAACACUACCCCCAAAUUGAUAAAGAUGGCGUACCCGUAGAGACCCCAGAAGUCCAAAUUGCCAAACAGCAACAUUUCCUUGCUCACUCUCAAGCCAAGCUUGGACUCUACAGUCAAGUACAGGCUGGCAGUUAUUAUGGGUCAUCCUUCCCCCACGCCAAUAUAACACCAGACGGCGUUCCAGAAGAGACCCCUGAAGUCAAGAUUGCCAAAGCUAGACACUUUGCUGCCCAUGCUGAAGAGCAAGCCAAACACGCCAAAUGGGCUGGUCAAACUGGAUCUGGAUAUGGCAGUGGAUUUGGAUGGUAAAUCAACCCACACUAUCAAAGAAUGACAAAAAAUCUUGAUCUUCAUCUUCAUAACCAUACUGCCCAUUUUUACUUUAGUUUUUCUCUUUUUAUACUUGUUUUUACUAAGAUGUCUAUUUUAAUAAAUACUAAUGUUUAAAAACA